Verruconis gallopava is the source of this 1044-nucleotide messenger RNA. RefSeq lists its product as uncharacterized. The coding region runs from base 131 to 835 and encodes 234 amino acids. The transcript has 2 exons. Gene Ontology annotation, biological process: protein targeting to ER. Gene Ontology annotation, cellular component: signal peptidase complex; membrane. Lineage: Eukaryota; Fungi; Ascomycota; Dothideomycetes; Venturiales; Sympoventuriaceae. The record is from RefSeq and is a predicted model, not a curated record.
CACCUUGCCCAAACGACAUUGAUGCACUACCCAUAUAUCGAAAGUUUAGACUUAGUCUCAUGAGACUGCACAGACUUAUCUUCUCACAUUGCAAUAGCACACUCUGAAAUAUCAGAAUUGAUCCGUGACGAUGCCUUCCACCCCUGUGUCUCCAUACUCAUUACCUGACCUAAAGAGCACUACAGACGAUGCACUGUCUAACUACUUGAUUUCGCUCAAGUUCAUUCAGGAUCACACAUUCACCGACGUUCGGUUAAGUCUUGGCUAUGUUGCUGUCGCCAUCGCUGGUGUCCUCUUCUAUGCUGAUUGGAAGCUUGGCUGGGAUGUAACCAAAGCGUACACGUUACCGGCUGUUGUGGUAUAUUUUGCCCUAAAUAGCGCCUUUACCUACUGGAUAUGGUUUGUUGAGAAGGGCGCUAUAUUUGUAGGGUCGAGGGAUGGAGUCAAAAUUACUAUCACAUCUGCCACUCCAAAGAAGUACGAACCUAAAUACGAACUCACGGUUUGCACGCAGUCAUCUCCAUCAGCCCAAAUUAAAGAAGCAAAAAUAACUGCAUCCUUUACGCGGUGGUUUACAUCAGAUGGGUUCUUUGUUGCCAAGCCAUUCCAACAAUGGCUCGCCAGCUCAAUUGAUGUAGUUGGAAAGGCAGAUCCGAAUAAUGUGGUCGAAGAGAUUGGUCGAGGUAGCGCGAUUGAGAAAGCAAAAAUAGCCAGGGCUCAGCCUCAGACCGUCAAUCUGGGAAGCAUACAAGACGUGUUACAAUAUAUCGAGUCUGACGGCGCGACUGGAGUCCAGCCGACUCCGAGCAGCAAGAAAGGCCGCAGAAGAGGAUAGCCGAGUGGGUGUCACUUUCUGCUGCAUGUGCAUAUUCUUGGGUGUUCAAGACUUGGGUCGUCCAUCGCAAAAAAAUCACGUUAUCUGCGUUUGGGAAUUAUUGAACUCUCGGUUGAAAAGCAUCUAUAUUCAAAUUAUAAUGCUGCUGAUGCCCACUUAAAAGCCCGCUAAAACAGAGGCGCUCUCAAUCGAUUCAUUACACAAUUGCU